AAAUUGUACACAAAAAAUUAUCGAUAUCAGGCGUGAAGUGCCAAAAUAAGACAAAUUUUGUCAACAAAACUGGACAAAUUUCGCAGAUUUCGUAGAUAAACCUUUACAAUAUGCACCGAUCCCAUCCGAGCAUUAGUCGCCGCAAGCACCUGAUGAAGGAGAUGAUGGAGGACGACUACGCACUGCCCACGGAGAACCAGCAGAUCGCGCGGGUCCUCAGCAGCCGGGGGAACAAUCUCCACGAGGUGGAAACGGCGAGGGUCGAGGAAAACUUCCUGGUUUCAAUGCCCAACAAAUUCCGCAAGAGCAUGUGGGUGAAAAGGGGCGAUUUCCUUCUGAUCGAACCGAUCGAAGAGGGCGAUAAGGUCAAAGCCGAGAUCUGCAAAAUACUCACGCCUGAACACGUCAAGGAAUACACAAAAGCUGGAGUUUGGCCGGACAAGUUCGCCAAGAAACCUGCCCAGGAGGAAUCAUCCAACCAAAAUGAAGACGACUCAGAUUUCGAAGAUGAUCUCCUGCCUAAUACCAACCGUCCUGUAAACCAGGAAUCCUCCGAUGAAGCGGAAGACGAGGAAACAUCCAGCGACGAAGACUGAAAUUCCUUGUUAUUAAGUACAAAAAUGCAGCCACGUAGUUAAGACUUUUAUAAAAAUUAAAAAGCUUUGUUAAGAAAUAACCAAAAACUGUUGA
Drosophila subpulchrella is the source of this 690-nucleotide messenger RNA. RefSeq names its product probable RNA-binding protein EIF1AD. Bases 111 to 596 code for a protein of 161 amino acids. Gene Ontology annotation, biological process: translational initiation. The transcript is spliced from 2 exons. Gene Ontology annotation, cellular component: nucleus. Gene Ontology annotation, molecular function: RNA binding; translation initiation factor activity. The record is from RefSeq and is a predicted model, not a curated record. NCBI's taxonomy places the organism in Eukaryota, Metazoa, Arthropoda, Insecta, Diptera, Drosophilidae.